Colletes gigas is the source of this 3988-nucleotide messenger RNA. RefSeq names its product toll-like receptor 6 (gene Toll-6). The coding region runs from base 227 to 3880 and encodes 1217 amino acids. Gene Ontology annotation, biological process: signal transduction. Gene Ontology annotation, molecular function: protein binding. The transcript is spliced from 2 exons. The record is from RefSeq and is a predicted model, not a curated record. Gene Ontology annotation, cellular component: extracellular matrix. NCBI's taxonomy places the organism in Eukaryota, Metazoa, Arthropoda, Insecta, Hymenoptera, Colletidae.
ACUCGAUGGUAGUUGGAACGAUCUUAUCGAAGGAUCGGAAAGAAGUUUCGUUUCGAUUCGCACGAGCUACACAUGCCAGUCGGUCGAAGUAAAUAUUGGAGGGCGUAUACGAGCGACGACAGCGUGCGUUAAUAACGAACGCAGAGGGCGAGGCGACGCGGCGGCGUGUGAUGACCAAGAGGAGACAGAGGAACGGAAACAAGGGAAGGCAACGAGUUCGGUAAAGAUGCGUGGGCUCGUCGGUCCGGAGAGGCUCGGGAGAUCGGUGUCGCUGUCGUUGGCCUACUGCUGGUGUCUUCUGUUGCCGGUAUGCCACGUGCUCGCCGUGACCAGCGAGCUACCCCCGAGACUCGAUCUGCCCGAGCACUGCUCGUGGGAUUCAAGGCAGGAUGGCGCGGUCACUUGCGUCCACCGCUACUUGGACAACGGUUCCCUCAGGACCAACUUCUCUCAAGCGACCAGCGAGUACGUGACCGCCGUGAACGUCGUCUGCGAGGAGACCGAGGCGCUCGAGAACGGCGCGUUGAACGUCGAAGGGUUCGUUCAGCUGUGGAGGCUACGCUCGUUGAGAUUGACGGGAUGCAAGUUGGUGCACUGGCCGGCCAAAGUUCUCAACGGGCUGCGCGAUCUUAGGAACCUGACCGUUCGUAGCUUGAACGGACGGAAAAGCAAAUACAGCCUGGAGUUGGAGAUCGGCGCGUUCGACUCGGUGCCGCAGAUCGAGAAGAUCGACUUGUCUUGGAACAACAUCUGGCAGAUACCCGAACGUCUAUUCUGCCCGCUCACGAACUUGCUCGCACUGAACAUCUCGUGGAACAUGCUCAAGGACAUCGCGGAUCUUGGAUUCAGAGACAUCGCGGAGAAGCAUCCUAGACGUCAGCAGGAAUCGACAGCCGCGCCGGUUUCCUGCGCCCUGGACGUCCAGUCGUUGGACGCCUCGAGCAAUCAAAUCUCGGUGUUGCCCGCCUACGGAUUGUCCUCGUUGAAGCGCCUCAGGGUGCUGAACUUGUCGAGCAACGCGAUCUCCAUGGUAGCGGACGACGCUCUACACGGUCUGAGAUCCCUGGAAACGUUCGAUCUGUCCGGAAAUAGGAUCGUCGCGUUGCCGACGGAAAUGUUCCGGGACGCGGCAAAGUCGUUGAAGGAAUUACGAUUGCAGAACAAUUCUAUCAGCGUUCUGUCGCCCGGUCUGGUAGCCGACAUGAAUCAGCUGGUCGCUCUGGAUCUAUCGAGGAACGCGUUGACCAGCUCGUGGCUAAACUCGGCGACGUUCUCCGGACUGAUCCGACUGGUUCUCCUGAACUUGUCCCACAAUCGAGUCAGCAGACUGGAUCCGGCCCUCUUCAAGGACCUUUACACCCUUCAGAUACUAAACUUACAGUACAACGAGAUAGAAACGAUACCAGCUGACACGUUCGCGCCGAUGAGUAAUCUCCAUACGCUAGAUUUGGCGUACAAUCGAUUAACUUACCUGGACGCCUACUCGUUGAACGGGCUGUUUGCACUUUCUCUGCUCUCGCUCGAUUCGAAUCAGCUCGAAGGAAUUCACCCGGAUGCCUUUCGGAAUUGUUCCAGUAUGCAGGACCUGAAUCUAUCCGGGAACAGCCUGGACGGCAUACCGGUCGCUCUUAAAGACAUGAGAAUGCUGCGUACGUUGGACCUCGGUGAAAAUCAGAUCAGAAGCUUGAACAGGCCCGGUUUCCGGGGCAUGUCGAGCCUCUACGGAUUACGCAUGAUCGGGAACGAGAUCGCGAACGUCACCAUGGAGGAUUUCGCGGAAUUGCCCGGGCUGCAGAUUUUGAACCUGGCGCGAAACAAGAUCGAAACGGUCGAGGACGGUGUAUUUUCCGCGAACCCGGCGUUGCAGGCCAUCCGGUUGGACUCGAAUUUGUUGCAGGACAUGUCCGGCAUAUUUGCCAGCGCGCCCGGUCUACUCUGGCUGAACAUGUCCGACAACAUGAUCGUUCAGUUCGAUUACGGUUACCUGCCGGAGAAAUUGCAGUGGAUGGAUCUGCAUAAAAAUCUUAUUAUGGAUCUCGGCGUCGCGCCACAGGGCAUGAGAUUACAGACGCUCGACGUGUCGUUCAACCGGCUAACGAGGAUACACUCGAGGUCGAUACCGGAUUCCAUCGAGCUUCUGUUCGUCAACGAUAAUCUGAUACAGACCGUGGACCCGCAAACCUUUUUCGACAAGAAGAAUCUAACCAGAGUGGAUCUUUACGCGAACCAGAUCGUGCGGAUGAACCUGUCCGCCUUUCAGUUGACCCAAGUGCCAGCUUACCGACAACUCCCGGAGUUUUACAUCGGCGGUAAUCCCUUCAUAUGCGACUGUACCACCGAGUGGCUGCAAAGAAUCAAUUCGCUAUUGUUGAGACAACACCCGAGGGUAAUGGAUCUAGAGUCGGUCUACUGCAGACUUCCGUACGAUAGACACAAAUCGUUCAUACCGUUGCUCGAGGCGAAACCGUCUCAAUUCCUCUGCACGUACAAGGCGCACUGCUUCGCGCUCUGUCAUUGCUGCGACUUCGAUGCCUGCGAUUGCGAGAUGACCUGCCCGACCAACUGUACUUGCUAUCACGAUCAAUCCUGGUCGGCGAACGUGGUGGAUUGCUCCAACUCCGGCUACAAGACGCUACCCGGCAGAUUACCGAUGGACGCCACCGAGGUUUACCUCGAUGGAAACAAUUUCGGCGAAUUGAAUUCUCAUUCGUUCAUCGGCCGGAAGAACCUGCAGAUCCUGUACGCGAACGAUAGCAACAUAAUCGCUAUACGGAAUCACACGUUCAGCGGAUUGAAGCGGCUGCUGGUCCUUCAUUUGGAGAACAACAAGAUAAGCGUGCUGAAUGGCGUGGAACUGAUGCCGUUGGAGAACCUGAAGGAGCUCUACUUGCAAAACAAUCUGCUGACGUACAUAGACAACGGGACGUUCCUUCCGCUGCGUCAGCUGGAGGUGUUGCGACUGGAGAACAAUCGGCUGGGCACUUUCGCCGUUUGGCAGCUCGGCCAGAAUCCGUAUCUGGUGGACAUCGGGCUGUCCAGCAACCCGUGGAGCUGCGAGUGCUCCUACCUGGACCGCGUGCGCGAGUGGAUGUCCCGUAACCGGGCGAAGAUCAGCGACUGGAGAACCGUCACCUGUUCCCUCGGUAUGCCCAUAACUCUUCCGGCGAACGGAUCGGUCAUAAAUUGCGCAGCAUUAACGGACACGACCUCGGCCAUCGAAACGCGACCGCUCGAGGCUUAUCUGCCGCUCCUGCUGGCCACCGCCGUGCUAAUUUUUGCCACGGUGGCGCUGGUGUGUGGCGCUUUCAAGCAUCGUCGUACGCUGAGGACAUGGGCGGCCAGCAGAUGCGGCCUCCGCGCAUGCUACAAGACGGCCGCGUUCGAAGAUCAAGAGAAACCGUUCGACGCCUACAUCUCCUACUCGGCCGUCGACGAGGCGUUCGUCUCGACGAUCCUGGUACCCGGUCUCGAGACCUCUUACCGAUUGUGCUUGCACUAUCGGGACCUGGGAGCCGGCAGCAACGUCGCCGACGCGGUCGCCGAAGCUGCCGAUUCCUCCAGGCGCACCAUCCUAGUAUUGUCCAAGAACUUUCUGCACGGCGAAUGGGCCAGGUUCGAGUUUAAAGCGGCUCUCAGGGACGCUCUGAAAGGGAAAGGCCGCUCGGUGAUCCUGCUCCUGGUAGGCGGUGUAUGUCCACGAGAUCUCGACGCCGAUCUCAAAAAAAGAAUCUCGUCGCACACCGUGCUGGUGUGGGGGGACAAGUUGUUUUGGCAAAAGCUGAGGUUCGCCAUGCCGGACGUGUCCCCUGUUCCUGUUUUGGAGAGACCCCUGCCAUUGCCGCCUCCGCCGCCGCCCCCGGCCCAGCAUCAAUGGACGUAGAACUGCCAUUAUUUAGCGGCAGCAAAGGGACGCCGAGGGCACGAAACGUCCGCGGAUAAUACGUAGCGAAAAAUGAUUUUUGCCGUCGAUCAACCCGUCGAACCCCGA